Molecule: messenger RNA, 976 nt
Organism: Dothidotthia symphoricarpi CBS 119687
Lineage: Eukaryota; Fungi; Ascomycota; Dothideomycetes; Pleosporales; Dothidotthiaceae
Exons: 2
Coding region: 358-855 (165 amino acids)
Source: RefSeq, a predicted model, not a curated record
CCGCGAACGGUGUGCAGCGGUGCCCUUGUCACCGAUGUCGUCCGCAUCAGGAUCAACCCGGAUGAUGUGACGCCUAUCGGCAAUGACAUCCCGUUCCAUCCUGACGUCAAGCGGUGGAGAUUCUGCUGGAUGAGGCGAGCAGGGGUGACAACUCCGGAAGACAUGCUCUGUGCUGCAGGCAUCCCAGCACUGGGGGCGUUAAUCUUGUUUCUCGACAGGCUGGCUCGUUUUCCUUGUGCCUUUGCUGUCCUCGACUCUUCCCCAUUCACCAAUUUCACGUUCUCAUCUUGCUGAAUUUCGACAAACCCGUUACAAUCCCCUUUUACCGCAAAUCUGAUUCAACGAAUCCCGCCCAAGAUGGCUAACGACUCCGGCUCCGAAUCCGAGGUGCAAGAGCGCACGACGAUGCAGCAGCAGAAGGCCGAGAACGCGAAGAAACAAGCCAAGCGAGAGGCUGGUCUCCAGUCUGCACGCUCUCGAUCAUCAUCGCGCCGUGCCCGUCGCCAACGCAUCCAGCAGGGCAUGGACGAGGGAAAAUACAUGAAGACGACCUCUCUGGAGGUUCUCGAAGAGGCUGACGCGAAUGGUGAACUCGACCAGAUGGGAUUCUUCGAACGCAUUGGACCUGAUUCGACGUCCAUGGACGGCCCCGUGACCAAAGCACGUGCCAUGCGAGGCGAGAUUCCCAUGCGUGGGACCGACCCCAACCAGCCAUACCGCAUGGACCCCUCAAAAGAGGAGAGUGUACUGAAGAACACGGAUGGGUUGAAGUUGACGCUGGAGGCGAAUUUGGAAAUCGAGAUUGAGCUGAAGGCGAGUAUUCGCGGCGAGCUCACCUUGAGUCUGUAUGCUUGAAUGGAAUUAAAAUUCGUCUCUACGUACGACGAAGUUUAUGAUCUCGCUUGCUUCCCACUAUCGCUCCACACAAUGGGAGAUUGUGUGUGAAGUCUUUCUUUUAUCUUAUGGCAUGGGAGCG